Messenger RNA from Mya arenaria, 7561 nucleotides. Its product is annotated as sperm-associated antigen 17-like. Gene Ontology annotation, cellular component: axonemal central apparatus. NCBI's taxonomy places the organism in Eukaryota, Metazoa, Mollusca, Bivalvia, Myida, Myidae. The record is from RefSeq and is a predicted model, not a curated record. Gene Ontology annotation, biological process: epithelial cilium movement involved in extracellular fluid movement; axonemal central apparatus assembly.
ACGCGCACCUUGCAUAGCAACAACAUAAAACAACAUGGCGGAAUAACCUGUUUUUUUAUAAUUUUGGAAAUUUCUGCCGUUAUUUGUCUGUUUUAUAAUGUCAAAAGCUGGUAAGCGGGGUAAAAGCGCCCAAGGAGCAGCGGGUGCUGCGAAAUGGGAGCAAGCCCUUCUAACUACAGUUUUCGAAGAGGAAAAAUGGAAGGCCAAUGUGACAUUUGUUGUUGGCAAAAAAGCAGAUGACUACACAUGGAUCAACAUUCUUGGGCAGAAUAUUGCUGCUGGCUCUAGAAGGCUCUUCUCUUCCUUCUCAAAGCAAGCACUCUUUAGUGAUGUACAAGAGCUAGGUAAUCCAAAGGGCAAGAAACCGAAAGAGACGCCAUCGCACUAUGAAGUUUGUGAACCCUGCAAGAACCACCUGGACAUUGGUGAGGACAUUCCACUGCCUCUUCUGGCCAAACUCAUCAAGUUUAAACUUCUGUGGAUCAAACAGAAUGAUCUGAAAAGAAGAGACACUGAGAAAAAGGCUGCACUAGAACGUGAAAAGGCCAAGGCAAAGGCAGCAGAGAAGGCAGCAGGAGGAGGGGGCAAAGAAAGGGCCAAGUCCCCAGGGAAGGGCAAGGGUGGCGGGAAGAAAACACCGGAACCCCAGCAGUCCAAAGAUGGCAGCAAACUAAGGAAACGUGGGGAGGAGGACCCUGAGGGGAAAUAUAUAGAUGAUGAGCCGGAUGAUGGUGCUGACCACUAUAUUGUGAUUUACGGGUUCCACUACCCGAACCUAUUUGGGCUCCUGGCUGAGCUUGGGCUCAACGUGUCCACCAUCAUGGCUGUCAACUCACAGGACUACGCCUACUUUCAGCCAAAAGAGGGGGAUGAACAGCCCAUUGAAAAAGAUGAAAAGACAUUAGCUCAACCAGUCAAGCGCGCCUCAAAAACCUCGUCCCUCCUGUCAGGGCAGUCCCUGGGGGCCUCACAAUCCACCCUGAAUUCUAGCAGCGCUGCAGAGGAAGCUGCAAGAGAAGAGAAGGCGGAGCUUGCAAAUGAGUUGAAAUCGUUCUGGCGUGACCUGCCGGCCAUCUUGUUACGGCAGUCUCGUCUGCACGACAUUGCCAGAAAAGACUACGAGGUGAAGAGUCUCCUCAUGCCUCAGAAUCUGGAGGAUGCUGAACAGAAGGCGCAGUUUGGUGCAUCCCUGUUUGAGGACAUAGCGUGCAUGAUCUACGACUUGAUAGAUGCGCGCCGCCAGUGGCACAAUUACUUGGAGAACCUAAACCUUGUACAGGUGCCGUUGUAUGGGCUGCCCACCUCCACAGCACCACCAGUUGGAGAGGGCGACAAGUCAGGCCCAGUGUCGGGGGCACCCACUCCAGCUGGUCAGCCUGCACCUAGUGUCACCUCCCUAAACCUGGGCGAGCAAUUAGAGAGCCCGCAAGUGGACAUGAGGUUCUACAAUGACCUCAUGAACUGUGUGCCACAGGAAAGCGUCAGUGUUCCUCUUGUCAUGAACUGCAUGCUGGAACAGAUUGAAGCAACGCAGCAAAAUAUUGAUCCACCCAGUGAACAGAAGCCCCCGCAGCGCGCCGACGGGCUCAACUCCGACCUAGCCAAACAUCUAAGCUCCCUAGCAUUCAAGCUGGCACUUACUGAGGAGGAACAUGUUGCCCUGUCGUCAGUACUAUCUCUACCAGAGCGGCCACCAGAGGAGUUCAAACAGCCACUUCUGGUAAAUCCACAUGAUGACAUUACGCAGCGCACCCACCAUCUGAAGGCAAUGUACGGCUUUGACCCGGAGAAGGUCGAAGAAGACAUGUUGAAGAAGUUGAAGGUGUCGACGAUGCUCCAGCUUCCCCGGCCUACCUCCAGUGUGGCGCGGGAGCGGGCAGCCAGACUGCAAGAGCUUGUACAUUUCUGUGCAACUGACGGGCUUGUUCAGUCAGAAAUAGAUCGAGCCUUCAAGCAGUUUGUGUUUGAGUCGAUGGACUUUGCAACGACCGACUCAAAUGGAUUCAUCAUCACACGGGACAGUGAGGGCCUCGAGCACACAGCCGUACCCUGGGACGACCCUUAUCCGUUCUUCAAAGGGAUGAUACCAAAACAUGAGAAAGAAUCUGUCAGGAUGAGUCCUGUCUCGGACGAGCGCUCAGGGGCAGAAUCAGACCUAUUUAACUCCCUUGGUUCAGACACACCCCCCAUGUCUGACCCGGGGGAUGUCCCCACCCCCCUCACACCCCCUCCUGCUCCUAGACCAGGCCCUCCUGUGGGAAAAAAAUCACCCACUCCUGGAAAAUCGAAGAAAUCCCGCUCGGAUUCUGCUGACAGUGGAAAAAAGAAGGGAGGCAAAGGCGGGAAAAAAUCGGGAAAACGUGCUCAGUCCCCAGCUCUUUCAGAAGACCAAAAACCAGCUUCCCCAGUGGAAAAGGAGCCUGGGUCACGCUCCUCCUCUUCGGAUAGUCGGAAAGGAAUCCUGCGACCUUCUUCAAGGUCAAGCUCUCGAGAUGGUCGGAGGUCAAGGUCAAGGUCUCCAUCAGCGGGUGGACGCCGUCAUUCUCAUAUGUCAGUGGUCAGAUUUGCGGAUCGCAGGGUGUCAGUGCACUUUGAGGCAGACACAGAGGGCCACACGAUCGCUCACGUCAAAGAUGAGGAAAAGGGAGAAGAAGAGGAAAUUCUUGGCGGGAAAACUACUGAGGAGUCGAUGAAUGAGAUCGUUGAUGCACAGAAACGACAGCUCGACCAAUGGUGCUUUGCGGAGCACUAUGACAAGAAAGUUCUCCUACAGGUGUUGAAGUCAGCGAUGUACAAGCUGCCGUAUGUGGACACAUACUAUCACAAGCGCGAUCAUUCACUGAUGGUAGUCCUCCACAGCCCCCAUAAUCCCGAGUUCCAGAACCAUGAAGAUUGGCACACAGAGCUACACUCCAACAUCGGCUUCAGGAACUAUCUGGACUUUGUUGAGGACUCUAUUGGUGACUGGUUAAAGGAGGAAGAAGCCAAGUACCAUGCUCAAGUGCUCUCCGAGGAGAUUGAGAAAAUGAGACAAGACGAGGAAAGCGCCUCAAGGCUCGCUGAGAGAAACGCCAAAAAGUCAUCCAAAAGAUCUGCUACGUCUAAGUCUAAAUCUCCCAAGGGAUCACGUGCCAGCAGUCAGGAGCGACCGUCUUCCGCCAGCAGCAACAUUUUUAUUCGGGACGGUUCCCUGAAGGCUUGGAAGAUCGAGCAAGACCGCAUCAAGGGAGAGGAGGAUGAGAAAGAGCGAGUCCGAAGUGCGAAGAGGACAAAAUCUCCCAAGGCCAAGAAAGAAGAGGAUACAAAGAAACGCCCGGGUUCUCGAGGCAGUGCCAAGUCAAAGGGCUCAGCUAAGGAGCAGGACCAGGAGCCCCAGAUGGAAAUGGAGCCCAUGAUGGAUGAGAAAUACUGGCCCUUCCACGGGUACGACAUGGGUAACAAUCUGAUACACGUGUCUGGGAUAACAUCCACGCUCUUCCCCUCCGAUGGUGGUCAGAUUCGGACAGAACGGACAGAGUUUAUACAGGGUACGGUGUCUGUGCGUACAACUGUAUUGAAAGAUGACCACACAUUCACUGUUCACAUCCUGGACCCAAAAGACACCCAAGGGGAGGAAAGUGACGCUGAGCCCGACUCUGCCCGCAGUGGUGCUGAGAAAGCGGAAUUUGAGAAACCUGAGAAGGAGAAUAAAGACUUGGAGUCAGACAAGAGAUCCAAGUCCAUGUCUAUGAAGUCGAGCGUUCGCAAGCAGGCAUCUGUGAGUGCGUUUGGUUCGAUAACUUCCCAAUUUAACGACGGAAUGACCCUCGCACUCAGCCAGUUUGGAGACUCAGGAAUGGCUCCUGAUGGUAAAAAGUAUGAGCCAGAGCAGUACAUUCCCCCUGUGACCACGCCCAGCCCCGUGCCCCCACCCUCACCAUCAAAGAGCAAGAAGAGUGAUAAGAAAGAGAAAGGGCGGAGCUCUGCCACCCCUGAACCACCCCUGCCACAACCACAGGAUGGAGAUGAGAAGACAACAGAAGUUAGUCAAGCCGCCAGUCGUUCACAAGAUACACGCAGCAAAAUGUCAACCCUGAGGUUUUCAUUGGGAGAGGCAGAUGAAAAGGAGGAGACAAAAUCUAUCGAGCCUCCCGCCAUCGAGCAGCCGUUCCAGCAGCUUUUUAUUUCCUGUCCCGACGGCCUCAACGUCAAGUAUUUGCUGGAGAGUCAUGUAGGCAUGCGUCCGUUGGCCGAGGACGAUCGCCGACUGCUUGUACGCCAGAGUUACCCCUUCAAGACCGACGGGCAUCAGGCGUGUGAGGCCACCAGGAAGAAGUAUGCGUUGAAUGAGGUGUCACGUGUCAUCACGUCAGAGGGAACGGUCAUAAAGAACAUGAUGGAUGGCUCUGUGGAGGUGCUGUAUGCAGAUGGGACAGUGAGCGUACACACAGGUCACUGGGAGCUGCCACGUAGUCGGGAAAGUUCCCCACAAAGAAUCAACUCCGCCAAGAGCCAGCCUGACACGCCCUCCAAGGAAACCAAGGACAAGAAAGGAGCUGGAACGGACCGAAGCACAGGAAAGAAGAGCGGGUCCAAGCCUACGUCAGACGCUACUGAGGAAACAAGAGUUGAGGAUGACCAUCGCAGUACUUGGACAAUGACAUUCCCAUCAGGAGAGCGGACAAAGUAUGCCACUGGGCAUGAGCCGGAGGAUCUCAAACCUGUCAUGGUGUGCCAGGCCUCCGACCCCGAGACCAGUCAGUCAAUGGCAACUCGUGAUGACCAUGUGAUGACGAUCAGUUACCCAGAUGGAACCACGAUUCUGGAGCACGCAGAUGGCACGAGGAUCACCACCUACUACCGGGAAACACAGGUCCCACUAGGUGAUGGUGCUACGGAUGACGGAGAGAAGGAGUACGACAUCCAGACCAACAAGUUUGUGAAGGUGGAGUGCCCAGGCUUCGCUACCGUUGAGUUUAACUGCAUGACUAGCGAGAAUCUGACCAUCUUUGGUAACGGGACGACGGUCAACAUAUUCCCCGACGGCUACUACAUGUUACACCACUACGAGGGCGGUAGGCUCGAGAUCGAUACCGAGGGAAUUUUGACCUAUUUCCCGCGCCCGGUGAAAAACAUGGAGCAGUUGCUUCCAGAGCGUGAGAUUCGGUACAUGUUUUGUCACAACGCCGACGUCACGGUCGAGACUGUGGACAGUGACGGGAAUGUGUUUAAUGUUAAGAAUAACGGGGACUUUAGUGUAAGUCCCGCCAACACUGAUGAUAUAUCUGAUGUAAGUAGUGAAGAUCAGAUGAGAUUGGAGAGAAAGAUCACUGUCUUUAAGGAGCAUGCUCCGAAGUUCUUCAUUAUUCAUGCUGAUGGGAGUGGAACAGAACUGCUGCGAUACCAAGAGAUCGCUGAGUAUCUCACCAGCGCUGAGCAGAGUCCUGCCACUGCUGUCCUGCGUGACGAACUUCCAGAUUUCCCGGGGGUCGUAGGAAUUACCAUACUCAAGCCUUACAUUGGCGGACCGUCAGAGCGAUGGUUAAAGAAAUAUGAUCAAGAGUCUAUCAUUCCUCCCGGAAUCCGAUGUCGCGACUUGACUUCGCUGCCACCAAAAGAGUACAAGAGACAAGGCCCGAAGUUUGGUACAAAUGUUGGUCAGGGUCUGUCAGUGGGUGGGGCUGUAAAACAGAAUGUCCGGAUCCCCAUAGUGAAGUGCCCAAACAUUCUCGAGUUGAGACAGCUUGUGCAGUACAAGCCCAUGAACGAACAACUCAGAUCUGUGAUGCAGCGCGGCCUGCGUGAGUAUGCAGAGUAUGUGAAGUCCCGAAAUGAGAUGAACGAUUAUAUGCAGGUGGUCGACCCUCGCUCUGAUGAGGAGCGGAUGACCGCUGCUGACCUUCAGGCCAUGGCACGUGCGAACAAUGAGCUGACAGACUAUGAAAAAGCUGAUGUGAAGAGGAUUUACGAGAAGAUGUUAACGCCACCGGAGCCAAGCCCUCCCCCUACGCCUCAGCCGAAGCGUACCCUGGCAGACUGGGAGAGGGACGAGCGUGAACUGCAGGAGCAGAAGGAAGGGCUCGCGGCCAUUCGAAACAAACAUAUACCCAAGUACUUUGACAGCGAGUUCGGAAAGGCCUUUCUCCUCACUCAGGCAAAGGACAUCAAUGAGACAGUGACACUGCUUUCUAACGACCCACGGAGAGACGGGACAGAGGCGAUACGAGGAGACACCCGUGAUAGCUCCCAGCCUGAGCCCCGCAGUGCCGGCAUGCAGGCCAGACCAGGUGGCCCGACGACAUCCCAGAGUGAUCGAUCCAGCCACUCUGACGUGACAAACCAGCGUAAACUCCCUGUUGCUGAUACCCCGAUGUCAUUUGCUGUAUACAGUGAGGUUGGCCACUCUGCCAGUGGUAUGCGCCCGGGCAAUCCGACCCCUGCCCACGCAGCAGGCCAAGGCUCUCCUGCGCCCGUCCGCCCUUCUGCACCCACACCCGCCCACGCCAACAAGGGGGUCGCUGGGCGACCAGGAAACCCCACCCCCAAGCAGGCAGGGGCGGGGACAGAGUCUCCCUCUGACCUCCCCUCCCACCUUGAUUAUCCAAUCAUAUUUGAGCAACCCGCACUAGAGGAAGAGCCAGAGUUUGGAGGUGAACAGGAGAUGCUAUCCCAGAGCAUGAAGAUGGAUGUACUUGGAAGGCCAAGAAACAAGCCGGUUCCCCUCCCAGCUGUCAUAAAGGGAGGCAAGCCAGGAGCAAUUCCCAACACUAAGUAUAUCCAAGUUGAGGAUCCUGUGCGGCGCAGGACAAACAACUCCCUGCUUGCUGGGGCAACAGUGAAGGGUCAGGCCCAGCUGGCCGCCAUGCGGGGCCUCAUUCUGCUGCCCGAGGAGGUGGAUUUCGGGGUGCUCAAGGAGGGGAACACAUACGCCCACAUGGUGAUGCUGAAAAACACAGGCGUGGAUACAUGCAGAUUCAAGAUUAAACAGCCCCCACCUGCCACAGGCAUCAGGAUCAUAUACAAACCUGGUCCAGUCGCUGCUGGAAUGAAGGUAGAGGUUGAUGUAGAGAUCUAUGCGAUUGCCGUAGGGGCAGAGGGCGAGACCGGGGUUGGCGCGAUAAGACAUGAGCUGGAGAUCGUCACUGAGACAGACGUCCUCUUCCUGCCCAUCACAGCGACUGUCCUGGUAGCCCAUGAGUUUGACAACCGGGGAAUGUCCAGUCCCCAGGGCGGGAAAUCUCCAGGGGCACGGCUCAUCUCCACUAAACCCCCCUCCACCACCGGCAUUAUACGCCCCCGUAGAAAUAUCACACUUGAACCAGUGCCACCUGUGAAGUAAGGAUUACAGAUUGUUUCAGCAUCUGCGUGACUGUUCUGUGAAUGAAUUGUAAAGAAUAUUUAGGAAGCAUUUAUUGGAUACUAUUAACUGCUAUAAAGAGUAAAUGUAAUUGUGACUUGUGAUAUUUAGUUGUGAACAUUUUGUGGUCUGUGAUAAAAUUUACAAAUAAAACUUUAAAAAGUAUUGAACUUCUAUGAUGUAUCUUUUCUGUAUUUAUUUACUUAAAUAAAUGUUGAAUUUCAA